Saccharomycopsis crataegensis is the source of this 4086-nucleotide messenger RNA. RefSeq lists its product as uncharacterized. The record is from RefSeq and is a predicted model, not a curated record. The coding region runs from base 1 to 4086 and encodes 1361 amino acids. The transcript has a single exon. NCBI's taxonomy places the organism in Eukaryota, Fungi, Ascomycota, Saccharomycetes, Ascoideales, Saccharomycopsidaceae.
AUGGAGCAUUACCCAGAAUACUAUGUGUCGCAGCUGGCCCCAUUGGUUGUUAUCCAGGGCUUGGGAAAAGAGGCGCCACAAAACACGUCUUCUCAUAGAUCAACGCCGAUGGAUUCGUACAAAUUGAAGAAUCGGACAGAAUCCCAUCCGUCAUUAGGAGAAAGCAAUUCCGAAAAGCUUGAAAGGAUUCUUCCAGAGGUCUCAACCGAGUUUUCCAGCCAAUUGAUCAAUCUUUUCAGACGUCAUGAUAUAAGUGACGAUGUUUGGUGCAGUCAGUUCACUAAAACCAGUUAUAACAGCAAUACCCUUGUAUAUAAAUUCAGAUUUGUCGAUGUCAAAUUUAGACUCCCGAAUAUUGCCCAGCUACCAGAAACCCCGGUAGUGAAGCAAUUGCCGCUUGUGUCGGCUGAGAAGUCCAUAUUAUCACCGUUCAAUCCGAACUCUGCGAUUUACCCCCAAGGGAUUUUAGAUGAUCAUUGGUUAAUAAAAUAUAAAGAACUAGUACCUUCGGUGUUUAUAUCAGUUCAUAGAAUUGUUGCAGAAAAGGAUCAAUCAAAUGAUGAUCCAGAUUAUUUCACCAAAUUAGAUAUGGGGUUAUCUAAGGAAAUCACCACCCUCAAGAAUCAGACUCAAAAUCGGGGAAUCAGGUUCCUUGAAAUUAUCGUAUCAGACCAAUCCAAUUCGACUAAUCCUGAACUCAGUGACCGUAUAAACAACAUUAGAAACAUCACUGGCUUGGCGCCGCGCACCGGAUUAUUGUUCUUACCUGCUGGUUCUGGUAAAGAAUACAACAUUUUUGUCGAGGCAGUGCUUCAUUUAAUCAGACCGUGGUGUUUUGAUUAUUAUAUCAAUUUGGAAAAGAAAUUCAGAAGAAAAAGAGUUAAUCCUCCAACAACCCAGUUAUCAAAAUCAAUAACUUUGUCGGAAACCCACGACAACUCUGGAAAGAUCACAGGUUAUAGUUUAGAUCAAUGGGAUGCUAGAUACUCACUGAAAUUGGCAUUGACCAACUUAUUUCAUCAAAAUAAUGAAAUGUCUGUCAAGCAUCUUGAAUCGGCAUAUGAAUCUUUAACAUUGCUUGCUGGGGAUAUUCCCUUGGCCGCAUGUUAUAAUGAUGAAAGUGCAGUUUUACUUUGGCACCAAACAAGACAACUAUUGGAUAUUCUCACCAUAAAUAUUGUUAGGGAGUAUUUGUACUUGGAAUUGGCAAAUAAGGCCUAUAGGAGAUUUGACAACCACCUUCUGAAUGUGAUGUCGAUAAUUAAAAAGAAAAGCAUUGAUUCAAAAUCAUAUGCUGCAUACAAUUGGUUAUCUAUCCAAUUUGAAUGGUUUGGUGAGCUUUGCGUCAUGGCUGAUGAAUAUAUUGUCCCAGUUGACAAGCCACUACUCAAUGAUUUCAAUUUUGGAGCUCUGGCAAUGCCUCAACCAGGAUAUGUUUUCCUUCAAUCAGUGAACUUUUCACGAAUCGCUAAGGGGAAAACUGAAUCCAUGGCAUUAGCAAAUAAAAUAAUUGAUAAACCGAUUAAGGAAAAACUUAUUCUUCUGGAAAAAGAUGCAAAAGCGUUCCUAGAAACUAAAGAUAUAUCCAAGAAUGUUGUGCUCAAAUACGAUGAUGGUGCUUUUGAAUUUUUUGAUUGUUAUUUGAGCCUUCCGGUGGAAAAGCAGGUACAUUUCCCAUUCCAUCAAAAAUUGAUAGUGCUUCUUCAAAAAGCAUCGGUAUCAUUUAUGAAAGCCAAGGCUAAUGAUUUUGAACGCUCGAUAAGCUAUAUCAAUUUCCAACUUGGAGAAGAAAAUUAUUGUCUUGGGAAUUCUGAAAAAGCUAUUGAGUAUUACGAAGAGUGUGUUGGGUAUUAUAAGCAAGAUAACUGGAGAACUAUUCUUGUUUGCAUCCUUUACAAGCUCGUUUGCAGUCUUGCAAAAGUAAAAAAAUGGAACGCCCUUAUCAUGUACAUGCUUGAGUUGGCAAUUGUUGAUGAAAUUUUUUAUACUCCGGAGAUUAAGAGACUUCUAAACGAAAUGGAAAUCCAGGACUUACUUAGUUUCGAAGAAGGAAAGGAGUUACCGUUGAUAAAUAUCUAUCCUUUAGAUGAAACAAUUUUGCCACCCCAUCUUUUCACGGGUGUCUUCUUGUUCAAAGAUCAUAUUUUGCCCUUGUCAAAAACUUGUCAAAUGCAAUUGAGUUUGAAAAAUUUGAUGAAUUCGUUAGUGCUCGUGAAUUUGAAUUUGGAAUCGAUUGUUAUAGACUUUGAGGGCUAUUUGAAGCCAAUUGUUUUGAGACACGAUGAAUCUAAAGAGGAUCUAAAGUUGAAUGAUUUGAAGGAAGAAGAUUUUGCUAACGAGUUUGAUGAAAAUAUGGAUAAGGAUGUUCUUGUUGGUAAUACUAAUUUGUCAUUUCAAUCGCAAGAACACAAGGUUUUCCAGUUCUCACAACUUGCUAGCAAGAUCGCCAAUAAUUCCGUGAGUUCUAUUGUGCUCAAUCUUGCCCAUCAGAAGUUCAAAUUGAAAUACUAUUUGCCGACAAUCCCUCAUUUAGCGGAUGAUGGGUUUUUGGAUAGCAAAAAUAAUCUGGCUAAAGUCACCCCACAUAGCGUGGAUGUUAAUCUGAAUUAUUAUGUUAACAGAUUACCAAAAACCAAUUUCUUUUGGAUCAGAGGAGCCACUAUGAAAAAAACCAUUGUGAGCACCCCCAACCCAUAUGAAUUCAUUACCAUUCCAAGAAGACCGGAAACCCAGAUUUCCGUGGAGAAUCCUACCAGUGCUCAUAGUAAUGAAAUUUACGAGUUGAAACUUGUGAUAGAUAAUAAUGACAAAGAAGAUAUCGGGAUGAUUUUCCGGCCGCUUGUCAAGAUGUAUGAUACCAAAUCUUUGGCUCGUCCUAGUUCGAGAGUAUCGCUGACGGUUACUUCACCGCGUAACAGUCUUGAUCUCAGAGACAGACUGCCUGGGGACUUGGGUGAUAGUAUACUUAGCCAAGCGGCGGUUGCUACUGAUAAAGGGGUACGAAUUAUGAAAUUGCAAUGGGAUGCGUUUGAUAAAUUGGUGGCAGAUGAUGAUGUGGAUGAUCGUAAAGAUUUGGAUUUCCGGUUGAAAAACGUGAAAGCCACAAGCAAAGAGCAUCAUUCGCUAUUCAUCAAGGUGCCUAAUGUUAUCCACAAGCAUUUUGUCAUCAAGAUUGAAUGCAGUUUUUUCACUGGGGAUAAUAUUGUUAAACAACAGGAAUCGGAAGAAGAAAUGCGCACCUUGGGAACCAGGGAUACUUUUAGUAUUAGAACUCCAAUUGCUGCUCCAGUAACUUUUUCAUUCGGAGUGUUACCAGAAGUGAGAUUCGAAGAUAUCCCCAACAGUUUCUUAUUUGAUUCUACGAACCCAUAUAACAGUGAUAGUAUCGUGGCCCACUCAAGAACUUGGUGCGGUAGGCCAGUAAUCAAAUACUCCAGUAAUAUCCCUAUUGAUAUCAUCGAUAUAUAUUCAGAAGUGGUCACUCCGAACCACGAAGAAUUCAUUUGUGAAAAGCUUGAUUAUAAUGAAAAAUUUGCUCCGGUGACUUUAGGCACCGACCAUCAACAAAUUGUCAAACUGAAACAACUUUUUACCACCAGGAAAAAGAACCUGAAACAUCAUUCGAACAUCCCGGUGCAUUUUAAAGUGAUAGUGAAAUGGAAACGUCAUGGCAAUCACGAAGCAGGGAUCAUUAAUACCACCGAGUCGCAAAUUUGGAAACUCACUCUCCCAUUAUUCGAACCAAGAGUGUUGUUCAACAUGACCCCAGUUGACCAUGACGAAAAACUGUUCAAUUUCCACUAUAUCAUUGAAAACCCCACCCCAAGGAUUUUUUCUUUCUCUACUUUCAUUGAAAGUAAUGACAAUUUCGAGGUUUCCGGGUACAAUAGAGACCUUUCUCAGUUACCGGUGUUACCAUUCACCAGACAACCUUUAGAAUUCAAGGCGACGGCAAAGAAACGGGGAACUAAAUUGAAGAUUCCUGGGUUGAAAGUGUACGAUUUGGUGUAUAAAGUGACGCUACCAGUAUUAUUGGCGACCACCGAUGCCCUGGCCGAUAGAUCGGAUAUUUAUAUCCUGGUGUGA